Dissoconium aciculare CBS 342.82 is the source of this 1057-nucleotide messenger RNA. RefSeq lists its product as uncharacterized. The transcript has 2 exons. The record is from RefSeq and is a predicted model, not a curated record. The coding region runs from base 191 to 937 and encodes 248 amino acids. NCBI's taxonomy places the organism in Eukaryota, Fungi, Ascomycota, Dothideomycetes, Mycosphaerellales, Dissoconiaceae.
CCACCCUGCCUUUCCCUCUCUUCCUCCAUUCUCUCUAUUAGUCCUCACACUUCAUGACCACAGUCCCCAGUCACAUCACUAUCACGGCUAUUGUUCCCAUACCUCCCUCUACAAGCAAGCACUACCUCUUCAAUAGAAAGGCACCAUUGUGCCCACACCUCCCUCACCUCAUCGUCAUUCACCAGUCACAAUGACGACCAACGAAACGGGUGUCCGCGCCGACAGUGUGACCAAUUCAUCCCUCAUCGUCGAAGCCGAAGACAGCAAACCCAAAUUCUCCGAAAAGGAGCUGCAACUCCUGGUCGCAGCCAUGCUCUCCCUGAAAUCCGGCGCUCCCGAGAUCGACAUCCACCGCUUCCAAACCAACGGGAAAUUCAACACGCUCAAAACGGCGCAGAACACCUGGGGUGUGCUGAAGAGGAAACUCGUCAACACUACCGCCACCAUGAACAACACGAAUGCUGCCGAGAACAGAGAACAGCCCACCACGCCUUCGUCCGGCAGCACUGCGGCGAGGGAGAGCAAGACAACCCCGAGGAAGACCCCUACCGCAAGUCGCAAGCGCACUUCCGUCGUCGGCAAGAACAUCAAGACGGAGGAAGACGGCUCGGCGGAGAUUUUCAUCGCGGAUGACGAGGUCGCUGCGAAUGGCUAUGCCUAUGGCGAUGCCGAGGAUGAAGGCGAGGAAGAGCAGGCUUCUCCGAAGAAGAAGUCCAAGGUCGUCACUACUCCGCGUAAGACCAAGCCUGCUCCUGCUGCUGCCGGUAAUACUCCUAAGAGUGGUGGCAAUAAGACGAAGAAGGGCAAGGGGAAGAAGGCUGGUGAUGCUGAUGAGGUGAUUCCUCCGACGGAGAAUGGAGAUGAGCUCGAGGGUCAAGGUCAAGGCCAUGAGGGCGGGGAGGUGGGAGUGAAGGAGGAAGUUUUGGAUGAUUUUUAAUUAAAAGUGCGUCAUGCGGCGGAGCACUUGGAUCGGUCGGUGUUUUUUCCCUUUGAAGAAGAGAGAGAGAGAGAGAGAAUUUGGGGUUCCAAUGAAGAAUGGAUUUUGGGAAGCGAGAUU